AUGUCAUCAGACGACAGAGAUGAAAUAUUAAACAGAUUUAUUUCUGUCACACAAUGCUCAUAUGAUCAAGCAAGAGAAUAUUUGGAAAAUGCAGAAUGGAAUGAACAAGUAGCUAUGAAUUUCUUUUUUGAAAGUGAUGCUUCUAAUUAUCGAGAGCCCAGCCCUCCACCAAUCACUAGAUCACAUCCUAAAGAUAAUUAUCAAAAUCUUCCUGACGCAGCAACUUUUUCAAGAACAAAUGAUUAUGAAUCAGAUGAUGAUUUACUUCAAGCAGCUAUUGAAGAUAGUCUACGAAUUAAACCACCUGAAACAACACCAAGUGUAUUUCCAAAAAGAACUAAUGAGUAUAAAUCAAUAAUAUCAUCUAAAAUCAAUACUGUCAAUAAUUUCAAACAUGAUAGAGAUGAUUCUGAUGAUGAAGAUCAAGCUUUUUAUGCUGGUGGUUCAGAACGAAGUGGUCAACAAAUUAUUGGACCACCUAAAACUCGAGAUAAUGAUACAAAAAUAACUAAUGUAUUCGAAGCUGCUCGUAAACAAGGAGCAACAGAAGCUCAUGAUGAUAAAUCUACUUCAGCAGCAUCAUCGUCAUCACAGACAAAAAAGGAAAAACCAUUCAAUGGUGCUGGAUAUUCUCUAGGUGAUGAACAUGUAUCUUCACGUACUCAAGGUCGAUCAUCAUCAGAAGCUGCAGCAGCAGCUGCUGCUGUUAGUAAAGUUGAACAAUUACCAAUACGAUUGUAUUCAAAUGGAUUUACUGUUGGUGAUGGUGAAUUACGUAAAUUCGAAGAGAACAAAGAAUUUCUUGAAUAUAUUAAACGCGGUGAAGUACCACCUGAACUUGGAAAGUUAAAUACCAAUGGAAAACAGAUUGAGGUGCGUCUUGAAGAUCAUCGCGGUGAAGAAUAUAAGCGUGUAGCACCUUCAUUUAAACCAUUCCAUGGUACUGGUCAUACUCUUGGUUUAUCAGGAUCCGAUCGAGCAGCAUUCAAAUCAUCGACUGCUUCACCUGUUAGUGUAGUACCAGAAACAAUCGAUACACGCCGUCUUGAACAACUUGCUACAAAACGAUUAAAAACAUCAUCAUCAGCAUCAACAACUAUUCGUCUUCGUCUGCCUGAUAUCUCUACACCAAUAUGUAUACAAAUUGAUCUUAAUCGAACUUUAGCAGAUGUACGGCAAUUUCUUACUGAGAAUAUUCCGUCAUUACAAUCGAACAAAUUUGAAUUUAUGGAACCACCAUCAACAAAAAUCAAUCGUGAUAGUGAAAAAAGAAAAAUUAGUGAUGCAAAAUUGCUCAAUUCUACACUUGCUGUCCGCCGAAUUGCUUAA
Adineta steineri is the source of this 1329-nucleotide messenger RNA. NCBI's taxonomy places the organism in Eukaryota, Metazoa, Rotifera, Eurotatoria, Adinetida, Adinetidae. The record is from the annotation of a GenBank genome assembly.